AUAAGAAAAGUCUGAGACAAUGAAGGUAGCGCUGUCAGCUCUCCUCCUGGUCACCACCUUCAUAUCCCACACAGCGGGAGUAGUCCACGUUCAUGUCACAGUUACAACAACACACGCAGUUUCAAUUACUGAUGACUUGUUUGUUGGCGUAACACUGGACUCCAGUCUACUGCCCACCCCAAAGCAUUGGGGAGGACUGGACCUCAACUCUCACAAAGUUCGAACCCUGGCUAGAGGUUUGUCGCCAUGCUAUUUGAGGAUUGGAGGCACUGCGGGGGACACCCUGACCUUUCUCCCUACAGGUCAUGGCACAGUAGACAGCAGCCGUGCAUUAACAGGAGCUACCUGGGAUGCUGCCAAUAGAUUUGUCCAGGAUGUCAACUGGAAGUUAAUAUUUGGUCUGAACGUACUGAAGAGGAAGGAUGGUCACUGGGAUCCUUACAACGCACAAAAACUGCUGGAAUACACCAAAGCAAAAGGGUACCACCUGGCAGGCCUUGAACUCGGAAAUGAACCUGACAUAUUCCUUGGGCAGCAUAACAUCACGGUGAGUGCCAGUCAGUUGGGACGGGACUACUACAACUUCAAGAAGCUGCUCCAAUCGACGCCCGGGUAUGAGAAAACACCAAUAUUUGGACCUGACAUGACCUCUGUAACUCGAUCAGGAAAAUACUUGACUGAUUUCCUGAGAGCAGGAGGAGACAAGGCCGUGCACGGAAUAACCUUUCACCAUUACUACACCAAUGGCCAUACUGCACACCUCUCGGAUUUCACCAAUACCAAGUUGAUGGACACACUGGUCAGUUACAUACAGUCAGGGAUAGAUGUGUCAAGACACACAAACCCACAUACCCCACUCUGGCUUGGAGAAACGUCCUCCUGUCAUCAUGGCGGUGCCCCGGGGAUGUCCAACAGAUACGUCGCUGGGUUUCUGUGGCUGGACAAGCUUGGUAUUGCUGCCCGGAUGGGGUUGAAAGGAGUUCUCAGACAGGACUUCUACGCCGGAACCUAUGGACUGAUUGACCACCAGACCUUUGAUCCAUUGCCUGACUACUGGUUAACUGUCCUCUAUAAGAGACUGGUGGAAGGCGCCGUGCUUUCAGUAAACACGAACCAUGGCAACAGCACCAUCAGAGCCUACGCCCACUGCACAAAGCGAUCCACUUCCUAUGGCUACGUGCCCGGCAGUGUGACGAUGUACUUCCUGCUUCCCACGGAUACCACUGCCUCCAUUAACUUUCCACAAUUUCCCGGCCAACACGUAGACGUGUUCUGGCUGAAGCCAGUCGAUGGACUCACUGGCAGUUCUUGCUGCAGUGUUCGGAACAAGCAUGGCCAAGGGUCAUGGUGGUGGUCACGGUCAUGGAGGUGGAAAGGGUCAUGGUGGUGGCCAUGGGGGUAAAGGACAUGGAGGACAUGGUGGCGGACAUGGGGGCAAGGGCCACGGAGGCCAUGGCGGUGGACAUGGGGGCAAAGGGCAUGGAGGCGGCCAUGGAGGAAAGGGGCACCAUGGAUAAACCAUGUAGAUGAAAGGCGUGUGACAAUGCAGCUUCUACAUGUCAUUCCACUGCUGCUGGACAACGGGGAAACAACUCAGAGAAAACAUGAUGAUAUUGUAUUUUGUUUGAUAAGACCUCCGAAUAAAAAUACACCCCGAGGUGUUGAAUCUAACAAGA
Messenger RNA from Haliotis rubra (blacklip abalone), 1676 nucleotides. Its product is annotated as heparanase-like. The record is from RefSeq and is a predicted model, not a curated record. The transcript has 11 exons. NCBI's taxonomy places the organism in Eukaryota, Metazoa, Mollusca, Gastropoda, Lepetellida, Haliotidae. Gene Ontology annotation, cellular component: extracellular matrix; membrane. Bases 20 to 1402 code for a protein of 460 amino acids. Gene Ontology annotation, molecular function: hydrolase activity, acting on glycosyl bonds.